UCCUCACCUCACAUCUCGCAGCCUCUCUCUCUCUUUGUCUUCUCUCUCUAUAAGAGUUUUCUUCAAUCUCUCUCUAUACCUCUCUUCAUAGUUUUUUGCUUUUGUACAUAAUCGAUUUUGAUAAUCUGAAUUUGCAUUUUGAUAAUCUAAAAUUAAGCAAUUGGAAAAAAGAAGAAGAAAAGGGUGGGGAGGCAUACCCAGAUAAUGAACCUACCCUCUGUUCUUAAUCUCAUUGUGCCUCCCCUCAGAUCUUAAGAUUUCUUCAUCUGGGUCGUCUUCAAUUGGAUUGUGUUUUGUUCUGCCUUGAUUCAUUGCUUGUUUUAAGGAUCCGACAAUCCUUAACUGAAUCCGACAAUAUCUAUAUUGUCAUCUUUUUACACUUUUUGAGGUUGUCUCGCAAUUUAAGAUAAAAUGCAAUCAGAUAGUGGCAAGCUAUUUAUCGGUGGAAUAUCGUGGGACACAAAUGAAGAGCGACUCAGGGAGUAUUUCAGUACUUAUGGAGAGGUUAAGGAAGCAGUGAUAAUGAAGGAUCGGACAACUGGUAGAGCUCGUGGAUUUGGUUUCGUUGUUUUCAUUGAUCCAGCUGUUGCAGAUAUUGUCGUGCAAGAGAAGCACAACAUUGAUGGAAGGAUGGUUGAGGCGAAGAAAGCUGUUCCUAGGGACGAUCAGAACGUAUUGAGUAGAACCAGUGGCAGCAUCCAUGGUUCUCCUGGUCCAGGUCGCACUCGUAAGAUAUUUGUUGGAGGUUUAGCUUCUACAGUGACAGAGAGUGACUUCAAGAAGUACUUUGACCAGUUUGGGACCAUAACAGAUGUUGUAGUAAUGUAUGAUCACAACACUCAGAGGCCAAGAGGCUUUGGAUUUAUCACAUAUGAUUCUGAAGAGGCUGUUGACCAGGUCUUACUUAAGACGUUUCAUGAAUUGAACGGUAAAAUGGUUGAGGUCAAGCGAGCAGUUCCUAAGGAGUUAUCCCCAGGACCUGCCCGCUCUCCUCUCAGUGGAUACAACUAUGGUCUGAGUAGGGUCAAUAGUUUCUUGAAUGGCUUCAAUCAAAGUUACAGUCCAAGUACUGUCGGUGGCUAUGGACUUCGGGUGGAUGGUAGGUUCAGUCCGGUUGCUGGUGGCCGAAAUGCAUAUGCACCAUUUGGAUCUGGUUAUGGAAUGGGUAUGAAUUUUGAGCCUGGUUUGAGUCCUGGUUUUGGAGGGAAUGCAAGUUUCAAUGGCAAUCUUAGCUAUGGACGGGGAUUAAAUCCUUAUUUCAUCGGCGGCUCCAAUAGGUUUGGCAGUCCUGUUGGAUAUGAAAGUGGUAACGGAGGUAGCAAUUCUUUCUUCAGUUCAGUGACUCGAAACUUGUGGGGGAAUGGAAGCCUCAACUAUGGAACAAGUUCUGCAAAUUCCAAUGCAUACAUUGGAUCAGGAAGUGGGAAUGUUGGAGGAAAUGCAUUUGGCAAUACUGGUGUCAACUGGAGUUCUUCGCCGAUUUCUGGACAUGGUGGCGGGAACAAUGUGUCACAGGGUAGUGGCAAUCUUGGAUAUGGAGGUGGCAACAACGGUUAUGGAUUGGGGACUGAAGGGUAUGGAAGAAGCAGUGGUUCCACUCUCGCACCAACAUCUUCAUACUCUACAUCAAAUGGUGGUGGUGUAGAUGGGGCUUUUGCUGAUUUUUACAACAACAAUUCGGUCUACGGGGACACCACUUGGCGAUCUUCAAAUUCUGAGAGAGAUGGAUCUGGUCCCUUCGGUUACGGACUUGGUGGUGCACCUUCGGAUGUUUCUGCCAAGACUUCUCCCGGUUAUGUUGGUGGUUAUACUGUUAAUAAAAGGCAGCCAAAUAGGGGAAUUACUACAUAGGAAGAUCGUUUUGUUGACACGAACUUGUAGGCGAAGAUAAUCCAGUGAAGCAGGUGAAUUGUGAAUUUUGCACACCACUGUUGUUACUAUAUUUCAAGUUUAAGACAUAAGAUGUUUGGUUAUCUAGGGCUAACUGAAGUGCCUGUUUUGAGGAUUCAGAUAUAGAGAUAGAAGUUACAAGGGAAUGUUACGGCUUGAGUUUUUGAUUUAUUACUAUUUAGGUUUUUGGGUUUUUGGGAUUUGAGUGAGAUGUAAAAUCUGAUUGCGGGAUAUAGCGGAAGUGUAUCAUGCAUCACAUGUGAGAAGCGAUAUAAAAACAUUGAAAAACAUUUCUUUUUAUUUUCUUUUCUUUUUGGGGUAGCUUUUUGCUUGUAAUGUCAUGCAAAAUUGUGGGUUCUACUCAGGAAUUGUUUGUUCCUUCAAUCAUUUUGGUUUGAUUUUAGCAUAUUGUAAUCUGAGGAUUUUGUUGAUUAUUAGUGUGAUACAUUGAAGGGAUACCCUUCUAGGGUCUCCGUGAAUAAGUUACAUUACAUUUUGAUAAUUUUUUUUUAUAAGGAGAAUAUUUUAGGCUACA
Medicago truncatula (barrel medic) is the source of this 2425-nucleotide messenger RNA. Its product is annotated as heterogeneous nuclear ribonucleoprotein 1. Lineage: Eukaryota; Viridiplantae; Streptophyta; Magnoliopsida; Fabales; Fabaceae. Gene Ontology annotation, molecular function: mRNA binding. Bases 412 to 1851 code for a protein of 479 amino acids. The transcript is spliced from 5 exons. Gene Ontology annotation, biological process: regulation of translation. The record is from RefSeq and is a predicted model, not a curated record.